Phytophthora infestans T30-4 is the source of this 552-nucleotide messenger RNA. RefSeq lists its product as uncharacterized. The transcript has a single exon. NCBI's taxonomy places the organism in Eukaryota, Oomycota, Peronosporomycetes, Peronosporales, Peronosporaceae. The record is from RefSeq and is a predicted model, not a curated record. Bases 1 to 552 code for a protein of 183 amino acids.
AUGUCAACAUUGCAGCCACUUCAGCACUUGACCCCCGUGCCUCUUGAGCCCACUUUGUCUUCCAAAGCUGCAGCCCCGAUCUCCUUCCUGGAGACAAUUGACCGCAUUGAGAUCAACCAUACCAUCGUUCGCCAUGACGUCGUCUACUACGCUGUCGACGUCUUCUUGCUGCAUCACACGUCGCGCAUCCCGACGCAUAACACGCCCACGGCCAACGCCUCGAGGCCUGACUACCAAGUGCUGCACCGUUUCUCCCAGUUCGCUGAUCUGCGCUACCAAGCUUGGAUCUACGCACAACGCAAGCACGAGGACGGGCACAUCUGCAAGUAUUGCAGCAAGUACAUGCAUUUCAUCCUGUACUCGCUGUCCCAGCCGAGUAUGUACGUCAAGCUGGUCACUAGUGUCGAGCGCCGAAAGAAGGUGCUCAAGAAAUUCUGCAACGCCUUCGUGGACAUGGCGCGAAGCAGCAAGAUGGAGCCGCACUCACGAGAGGCCAUGUGUGACAGCUGCCAGGCCAUCCCGCAUCUUGUCGAAAGCUUCCUCCGCGGAUAA